Molecule: messenger RNA, 4152 nt
Organism: Aedes albopictus (Asian tiger mosquito)
Lineage: Eukaryota; Metazoa; Arthropoda; Insecta; Diptera; Culicidae
Product: probable ATP-dependent DNA helicase HFM1
Exons: 10
Coding region: 77-4087 (1336 amino acids)
Molecular function (GO): nucleic acid binding; ATP binding
Source: RefSeq, a predicted model, not a curated record
AAACAAACCACGUGCUUCUCAAACGCGAACGCAUGGUAGUUUGAUUGGGAGUUGAUUCAAAGCAAGAAGCUAAAAAAUGAUCACGGAACAAGCGGCAGGCGGUUUUGCAAGCCGCAACUGGAAUAGCCACCCAAGGCCGGAGAUGUACGUCGGCCGGAAGGGUGAUUUACGAUCGGUGGAGGAAAUCGCUCCCGUAUUCCGGCACAUUUUCCAAGAAUUUACGCAGUUCAAUGAGAUCCAAUCGCUGGUGAUGGACGAUAUACUGUACACGGACAAAUCGUUGGUGGUCAGCGCCCCGACGGGAUCCGGUAAGACGGCUAUUUUCGAGCUUGCGAUGGUGCGGUUGUUGAUGAAGUUGGAGGAUGCCGGAUACGAGGGGGACUUCCGGAUGGUUUAUAUUGCCCCGAUCAAGGCUCUGUGUACGGAGAAGUUUAACGAGUGGAGAGGGAAGUUUGAACAGCUGGGGUUGAAGAGUGCCGAGGUCACGGGGGACACGGAGAUGAGGGAUUUUUGGGAUUUGCCGGAUUGUAACUUGAUUUUGACUACUCCGGAGAAAUGGAAUUCGAUCACCCGAAGGUGGCGGCAGAAUGUGAACUUUGUCCGGAUGAUCAAGCUGGUGAUGAUCGAUGAGGUGCACAUUUUGAACGAUCAGUUUCGCGGGCCGGUGCUGGAGGCGGUGGUUUCCAGAAUGAGAAGCAUUCAUCGUUUCACGAAUCUGGAGGGAGGAGAAAAGAGGGUGGAUGAACCAAUGCGAAUUAUAGCACUAUCUGCUACGGCACCGAACGUAGCGGACUUGGCUGCGUGGGUUGGAGAAGGGAACAUGACCUGUUUCUACAACAUCUCCGAAUCGCGUCGCCCGAUCAAGAUCGACAAGCACGUGCUCGGUUACUACUGUGACCCGUCCACGUCCCCGUUCCGGUUCGAUAUGAACCUAAACUACAAGCUGUUCGAAGUAAUCUCGAAGUACUCGAGUGGCCGUCCGUCGCUCGUUUUCUGCAGCACUCGGAAGGCCACCGAAACGGCUUCCAAACACCUGGUGGAGAACCAUGCACUGCGACUGACUGCGGACCAGAUGACCGCCCUGCAGAACGUUGCCAACGAAGUGCAGAACGGGGAACUAAAGCGAAGGCUUCUAGCCGGAGUUGGCUACCAUCACGCUGGACUGAGCAUUGCCGAUCGUCAACUGGUCGAGGAUUCGUUCCGUGCCGGACGCAUUCCGGUUCUGUGCUGUACCAGCGGACUGGCCAUGGGAGUCAACCUGCCGGCGCACUUGGUCAUCAUCAAAUCGACACAGAUGUACACCGACUACGGCAUGGAGGAGUAUCCGGAAAGUAGCAUCUUCCAGAUGAUCGGUCGCGCUGGGCGACCUCAGUUCGAUACGUUUGGAGUGGCCGUCAUCAUGACUCAGAGGGAAAAUGUGCAAAAAUACGAACGCCUUACCACCGGUUCGGUUCCCAUCGAGUCCCACCUGCACGAUCAUCUGGCCGAACACCUGAACUCGGAGAUUGUCCUGCAAACCAUAACGGACCUGGCCAGUGCGAUGGACUGGAUCCGGUCCACUUUUCUCUACGUGCGGGCCCUGGUGGCACCGGCUCGUUACGGUCUGCCUCCGAAUCUGGACAAGGAGCAGAUCGAGAAAAAAUUGGAAGACCUUUGCCGUGCCGAACUGGAAGCCCUGGACAAGUAUUCCCUAAUUGAGAGAAGAGCGAAAGAUCAAGGCGAUGAUGACGGCGGAAAAAUGAUGAUUGGGGCCACGCUUUACGGAAGGUUGAUGGCGCAGUACUGUUUGAAUUUUCGAACCGUGAAACUGCUGCGGAAGAUCAAGGGCACGGAACCACUGCUGGAGAUAUUCACCCUGCUGACCUAUUGCGACGAAUUCGCAGUCUUCAAGUGCCGCAACAGCGACAAGCGUACCCUCAACGAGCUGAACCGAUCAUCGACCCGGAGCACCAUCCGGUUUCCGCUGCGGGGUCGUAUCCAGACCACCACGGCAAUGGCGUCCUGUCUGAUGCAGGCCGUCUUUGGCAACUUGCCCAUCGAGGACGGUUCCCUGCAGCAGGAGGCCACCAAGAUGAUCAACAUCGGCCGACGGUUGAUCCGGUGCAUGGUGGAGUUCAUCUAUGUGGGUCAGGGUGAGAGGGAGCGUCGGGACGGUGAGGGAGGAGGAGUCUAUGGGGCGCUCUUGAGUACGCUGGUGUUGAGUCAGUGUUUGGAAACCAGACUGUGGGAGAACUCGCCGUAUAUUGCGAAACAGCUGAAGGGCAUCGGAGCGGUCUACGCCGGACAGUUGGCAGCACGAGGGAAGACUUCGUUUCAGGAGCUGGUGGACAGCAAUCCGAGGGAGGUGGAAAUUAUUUUGAAGAAAAAUCCACCGUUUGGAAGUGACCUGAUUGCAUUUGUACGUACAUUGCCAAUGUUCUCUAUCGAACUAGUUUUGAAGCAAGACUACAUUCUGGAGGUAACCGUUGUACAGAAGAACGAUGGCUACAACAAGAAGCUGUCGGUCAAAAUUUCCGUUCUGGUGGGCGACUCGAACAACAAUGUGUUGUUCUUCAAGGAAAAUCUUGACGCAAAUCCGGGCGGCAGCUGUCGAUACCAGGAGUCACUGAAACUUUCCGAUGCCACAGUUGCGACUGUCACGGGUCACGUCAUUUGCUCCAACUGGACCGGACUGGAUUGUUCCAAGGUGAUUGUUGUCAAUGAGGAAGCUGCGGCUGCCGCCGCAUCAUCAUCCUCAUCGCAGAAGCAACGAUCCCGGAAGGUGAACAACACCAAUCCUUCGAAGAAGAUCACGGAAUUCUACCGAAAGGAUGAUUCGAAGGUGAAUGAAUCUCGAAGUGAAGGUCGAACUUCAGUCGAAGUUGAUGGUAUGGAGAAACCUGACGAAGACGUUGAGGUUAUAACGAUUGAGGACCAUCAGGAUGUCAGUUUCCUGGAAACGUUCCGUUUCACCCAGAAACCGAAGUUGAGCGUCGAGAAACAGAACGACGAUAGCCUACAGUUUGUUACGGCUUCAAGUUUCAGGCACAACUUGUCGAAUCCUACAGAUUCGAACACGAACAUGAUCGAUGAAUCUGGGAGCUUUGAUAAGACAAGUUCACUUGAGAUUCCGAAAUGUGAACCGGCCAAUGCUUUGGGAGAAAGUGUUGACAGAAGUUCUCACCCUAGACAACAGCUUAGAGCUUCCAAAUCAAGUGACUCCGGCUAUGAAUCGUAUUCUACGUCUCAUUCAGCGAAUCUGUCUCUAACAACUUUCUCCGAACAUGUUGAUUUUACCUCAAAUGGGGUCAAUUCUUCGGAAAGAAACAAUUUCGGGUUCUUCAAAGGUUUCAUUGCAGAAUACCGACGUAAACCUCAGAACACAGUUGACUCCGAACAAUCCAUUAACCCACCUGUCAGUAGAACAAAUGACCCCAAUCCGACGUUCAAAACUAUCGCAUCUCUGAGAGAAUCAUCCGUAGAAAUUCCACACAAACGUCCAAAGCUGGACGACUCAGACCACAUCUUACCAGCCCUUCCUCCAACCUUGCGAACCUCGGACGAAUCCGAACCGGAUUCCUCUCCAACCAAUCCGAAGAAACUAAACUUCUUCAGUCAACCGCAACCGUCAACACAAUCCAAAAUCCUGUCCGGUCUAGCGACCUUUCUACCGACCGGCCCUCCACGGUACAACUCCUCCAACCGGAUGCAGUACUUUACCGAGAUGCAUCGCCGGAAUCCGUUCAUCCUGUUUGGACGCCCAGAAGACUUCAAUAGUCAGCAUCGUCAACGGCACGAAAGCUCAACGCGAAGGGUUUGCCUGUUCGGGGUGUACUCGGAGAUGCCACGAUAUCGGAACGAGGCCGCACCCAGUUCAGCAGCGACAGCACCGCCGACAACGAAGACGACGACGAAUAUUGCCAACGAGCGUCAGGUGUUCCGGUCGAUAAACGGCGCUGAUGGAGACAACAGUGGUGCGGAACGGGUCUACCAGAAGAAUCACCGCCAAGCACGGCGGGGACGACGCGAGUUGGAUUUAGGAAUCAACGAAUUCCUAUCCUCAACAUUCGAAGAGCUGGAUCCACCAAAGGAGAAUUUCUUCAAGUAAGUAAACAAACUCCACAUACGCCGGUUUUAUCCUACCAUAAUCAACACAAGACAUUUGGUUUUAUU